AUGGUGGAAUGCUGCAACGAGCUGAACACCGGAUACGCGGCAGACGGGUACGCACGGUCCUCCGAAGCGAAAGCAGCAGUGGUGGUGGUCCCGUACAUCGUCGGUGGCCUCUCAACUCUGAAUGCUAUCGCAGGUGCCCACUCGGAGCAACUCAAAAUCAUCGUUAUUUCGGGCUGUCCACCGACGGCAAUCUUGACCACCGAGAAAGCAACGCAUCAUACACCCUCACCGAAAAAUAAGGACCAGGCCCUGCAUGCCUUCCAAGGCGUUACAGCUGCAUCAGUCCGCAUCGAGUCGGUGCAAUCGGCAGCCGAUGUAAUUGAUGACACCAUUGUUAAAUGUAUACAACAGUCGUUACCGGUGUAUAUAGAACUCCCAAAUGACCUUGCCGACGCUCCGUGUCGCUUUCCGGUACCCUUGUGCCGGCAGAUCGAGGCCGAAGAGCGGAACAAGAACAACGAAGCAGUGGAGGCUAUAACGGAUCUUUGGAACUCUUCUCACAGACCGGUGCUGCUUCUUGGAGGCCACCUACGAGUAUCGCUCUCGCGCGACACUAUCCACCGCCUGGCGGAGACGCUCGGCUGUCCUGUGUUAUGUCAGCCAGACGGGCGAUGGAUGUCGGAAUCGCAUGAGCAGUAUUGGGGCCCCUUCUGGCCAAGCUUACUCAAUGCUGAAGGGGAGAAGGUCGUGAUGAGCUCAGAUCUCUGGAUAUGCCUAGGAGUCUCAUGGUCGGAUUUACACAGCCCCUCCAUCGACUUUAAGAACGAGAAGCACCGUCUGCUAGACCUCCAAUACGACAGGGCUGGUCUACCAAACGGCAAAAUCAUCGAACCGAUAAAGCUUAGCGACCUGGUCUUAGCCUUGAUAAACAGCGGCAUGAGGAGUAAGACAGAGUCUCUUCCUCAUCCCAAGCCGAGCCAUCCGGCUUGCAUCCAGACGGAGAUCAAAAAUACCGAAGAUCCACUUACAAUGAUCAGCCUGUUCAGAGGUAUCCAGACCAUGUUGAAGGAACAGUGUACAUUGAUUGCAGACACUGGCGAUACAUGGUUUGCAGCAAGCCAUAUCAAGCUGCCGCAUGGGGCCGACUUCCAAAUGCAACUCCCCUACGCCUCAAUCGGAUGGGGAGUGCCAGCAACCCUUGGGGCUCAGCUAGCUCGCGCCCAUCAUCGAGUGGUUCUCCUGGUAGGAGAUGGAGGCUUUCAGAUGACAGCACAAGAGGUCAGCACGAUUAUCCGGAUGAAACUGAACCCGAUCAUCGUGCUGUUCAAUAAUCUCGGGUACAAAACCGAGACCGCAGUGCACGACGGGCCAUAUAAUUACAUCGCGAAUUGGGACUAUACCAAAUUAGCUACCUCGUUCCUGGAAGAGCCUCAUACACAGCCUCAUAAUCCAUACGCCAUCGGCAACGCGGAGAAAGAGAGUGGUAUGCCUUUAUUCGCUGAGAAGAUCCAAACGAACGCGGACCUUCUUAGAGCUAUUCGCCGGGUGGACGAUGAGGAUGAGAAACUCGCCUUCCUGGAGUGUUGUAUCCGGCCAGACGAUAUGACACCAGAGCUGCAAAAGCUGGGAGAAAACGUUUCGAAGGGACUUUCGGACUAG
This is a messenger RNA of Aspergillus alliaceus, 1599 nucleotides long. RefSeq names its product thiamine diphosphate-binding protein. Gene Ontology annotation, molecular function: magnesium ion binding; thiamine pyrophosphate binding; carboxy-lyase activity. NCBI's taxonomy places the organism in Eukaryota, Fungi, Ascomycota, Eurotiomycetes, Eurotiales, Aspergillaceae. Bases 1 to 1599 code for a protein of 532 amino acids. The record is from RefSeq and is a predicted model, not a curated record. The transcript has 2 exons.